Torulaspora globosa is the source of this 810-nucleotide messenger RNA. RefSeq names its product Med4p (gene MED4). Gene Ontology annotation, cellular component: mediator complex; core mediator complex. Gene Ontology annotation, biological process: regulation of transcription by RNA polymerase II. The transcript has a single exon. The coding region runs from base 1 to 810 and encodes 269 amino acids. Lineage: Eukaryota; Fungi; Ascomycota; Saccharomycetes; Saccharomycetales; Saccharomycetaceae. The record is from RefSeq and is a predicted model, not a curated record. Gene Ontology annotation, molecular function: transcription coregulator activity.
AUGAGUGAAUUCCCAACUAGUAGCCACUCGAUGAGCCACAUGAGAUCGUCUUCAACUUCCUUGAUGGACGCUACUGUAAACUUAGGUAACGAGGAUGAGCUUUCAAAGGUUAAAAUCUACAGCGAUUUGACACAAUACGAAGAAGUUCUAGCUGAAUUGGUCGCCUCUGUAGACAACUUCAAACCGGAUGUAAAGAUUGCCAAGAGACUCAUACAAGUCGACAAGGAUUUGUACGAAAGUGUCAAAGCAUUUACACAGUACGACCAGAUAGACCGGGAACUAAGAAGGCUCGAGAAGGAAUCAAAUGAUCUGGAUCAAAGAACACGUAACAUUUUAGAAACUCUGAACGAUUGUUAUAACAACUUGAACGCUCUGCCGACGCUAGAGCAAGUCGAGUUCGAGAGACAGACUAUCCUCGAGCAGAGGAAGAAAAUCAACUCUUCAGUCCUUCUGGAGUACGGCACAAAGCUGUCCAAGUUUACCAAGAUCCCCCCUACACUGGAUAGGGGCGCAACAGGUCCCAAUAAUUUCAUUUGGCCUGCGGAAGAUGCCUUAAGAAGAGGGAUGCUGGCUUUGGCUUCUCUACACAGUAAAGAGAUCACCAGGAUACCGGGGGAACCCGAGGACGUCUCUGAAGCUAGCCAACCUGUUACUCAAGAGGAACCAAUACAGCAGGAAUCGCCGGAGCAAUCGCAAGCAGUACAUUUGCAGAAGAGAAAUUCAUACGUGCAUAGUGAAGAUACUGCAACAGAGCAGAACGAUGAUGAGAUGGAUUUGGACCUUGAUAUUUUCAAUCCGGAUGAGUUUUGA